Aspergillus uvarum CBS 121591 is the source of this 770-nucleotide messenger RNA. RefSeq names its product GNAT family N-acetyltransferase. The coding region runs from base 58 to 651 and encodes 197 amino acids. The record is from RefSeq and is a predicted model, not a curated record. The transcript has a single exon. NCBI's taxonomy places the organism in Eukaryota, Fungi, Ascomycota, Eurotiomycetes, Eurotiales, Aspergillaceae. Gene Ontology annotation, molecular function: acyltransferase activity, transferring groups other than amino-acyl groups.
CAUCAGUCUCUACCUGAACUGUUCAACGUUCAUCAAUUGAUACCCCAAGCAUCAACCAUGAUAUCCUCAACAACGAAUUCUAGCCCCCCGCUCCCCUACCGCAUCAUCCCCGCGCACACCCCCGAGCAUCUCUCCGCCAUACGCUCGCUCUUCCGCGCCUACGUCGAAUGGCUGAACAUCGACCUCACCUUCCAGGAUUUCGAGACCGAGCUCAACUCCCUUCCGGGUAAAUACGGUGCCGCGUACGGAGGAGACCUUCUCCUGGCCUACGGCAGCACAACAGAAGAGCACAACAUUCCUCUGGGCUGCGUAGCUCUCCGUCCUCUCACUCUACGAUCACAAUUCCUAGAUCCUAGUCAUGGUGGUGAUGAUGACCAUAAUACACCGGAGAUCAAGUACUGUGAGAUGAAAAGGCUGUAUGUCUCCCCAGAGGCACGGAGGAUGGGGUUGGGGAAGGCGUUGGUGGAGGCGGUGGUGCAGCGGGCCAGGGAGCUGGGGUAUCAAGCCAUGAGACUCGACACGUUGCGGACGAUGGAGGGGCCGUUGAGGUUGUAUCGGGCCGCGGGGUUUGUGGACGUCGGGCCGUAUUAUGAGACGCCUUUGGUGGAGGAGACGGUGUUUUUGGGGUUGAAGUUGAAGGGGACGGAGUGAUGUAGAUUGUGGUGGUGUUGUGGUGGUUAUUGUUGGCCUCUGCGAAUUGGCCGAGUCCGAUCGCCGGGGUGGGGUUCUUCAGGGUCACUCGGUGGACUGUCUCAAAGAGAGCAAAAAGA